Rhinichthys klamathensis goyatoka is the source of this 4536-nucleotide messenger RNA. RefSeq names its product MDS1 and EVI1 complex locus (gene mecom). Gene Ontology annotation, biological process: regulation of transcription by RNA polymerase II. NCBI's taxonomy places the organism in Eukaryota, Metazoa, Chordata, Actinopteri, Cypriniformes, Leuciscidae. Gene Ontology annotation, molecular function: RNA polymerase II cis-regulatory region sequence-specific DNA binding; DNA-binding transcription factor activity; protein binding. The record is from RefSeq and is a predicted model, not a curated record. Gene Ontology annotation, cellular component: nucleus. The coding region runs from base 432 to 4220 and encodes 1262 amino acids. The transcript has 17 exons.
AACAACAUAAAACGUUUAAUGAAAACGUUUUACAAUAGUCAUUUACGCGAACAGUGAUUAAUGCGUCUUCAUUUAAAACACAAAAGACCGGGCGCCUUGGACGCUCGAGACUGCUUCAUUAUAAUUAAUGUCUCCGGUUCCUCGUGCACCCGGAGGUCGCGAAUCGCUCCGUCCCGCGCCCACUGAUCUCUGAAGAUCUGACACGAGAGGGAUCUCGCUGGCUAUUGCAAUCUGACAAGAUCUGUAAUACUUGGGUGAUGAAUCGUUCCAAACUUUUUGACGAUGCUGGCAGCUCGGGGGUGUGCGCAUGUGCGAAGGUGUCCAAACUGACAAUGCUGGAGAGAUAGUGCGUCUGGGAUUGAGAAUCACAGAGGAAAAGGGGAAAAGAUUCGAGAAAAAAUCCGACAAACCCACGCCGAAAGACUGGCAUCAUGAGGUCCAAAGGCAGGGCAAGGAAACUGACCACUGGAGAUGGAGAGGACUUUUCUCUUUUCGCCUCUGAUGACCUGGAAGAACUUGGAGUAUCUGAUGCAGAUCCACUCCCAUUGGCCACUGCGAGUGACCUUCCUUCCCCUGGCCUAUCCGCUGAUGCGGCCUCCCCGGUCGCCCCCUCCCCCUUCCACCCGUCGUUCCACGCUUCAAUGUACCUGGCCGGGGGUGGGGUCGAAUCGGUGCCCCCAGACUUUGAGGUCCGCGAGUCGGCCGUUACCAGAGGAAACCUGGGUGUCUGGAGCCGGAGGAGACUGGAGGUGGGAGAACGUCUUGGACCCUACGAGGGAACUUCAAGACACAGCCCAGAAAAUGCUACCCAGGCAUGGGAGGGCGAGCAGACAGGUUUGGAUGGGAGCAUAUGUGAUAGCAGGAGCUGGCUAAGGCACGUCCAGAUCUCUCCAUCCACCCACCAACACAACCUCACAGCCUGCCAGAUACAUGAGCAGAUCUUUUACCGUGUGGUCCGAGAGGUCCAGCCGGGUGAGGAACUCUUACUGUUCAUGAAGGCUGAGGAGUUUUCAUGUGAGACCAUGGCUCCAGACAUACACGAGGAGCGUCAAUACCGCUGUGAAGACUGUGACCUAAACUUCGAGUCUGGUUCAGAGCUGUUGGACCAUCAGAAGCAUGCAUGCGGUCCCCCGCCUUCCUCCGGCUUCAAGCUGUCUAAACAGGGUCUGCCCAGCGCCGGAGACGAUGCUGAUCUCGACCCGCUGCACCUACGCUCUCUCCCUCUAAACUUACCCGGCUCACCACAGGAGUGUAAGGAGUGCGAACAAGUCUUUCCUGAUGCACAGAGUCUGGACACUCACUCUCUGUCUCACUCCGACGAGAGAGAGUAUAAGUGUGAUCAGUGCCCGAAGGCCUUCAACUGGAAAUCAAACCUGAUUCGCCACCAGAUGUCACAUGACAACGGCAAGCACUACGAAUGUGAAAACUGCUCAAAGCAGGUGUUCACAGACCCCAGUAACUUGCAGAGGCACAUCCGCUCUCAGCACGUGGGGGCUCGAGCUCACGCCUGCCCUGACUGCGGCAAGACCUUCGCCACCUCCUCAGGCCUUAAACAACACAAACACAUCCACUCUUCCGUCAAGCCCUUCAUAUGUAAGUCACUCAGACCCUUCAUAUGUGAGGUCUGCCACAAAUCUUACACGCAGUUCUCCAAUCUGUGCCGCCACAAGCGCAUGCACGCAGACUGUCGCACUCAGAUCAAGUGCAAAGACUGUGGCCAGAUGUUUAGCACCACGUCAUCCCUAAACAAGCAUCGGCGCUUCUGCGAGGGUAAAAACCAUUUCGCUGCUGCUGCAGGAGGGUUAUUUGCCCAAGGCAUGGCCCUCCCUGGCACCCCUGGCCUGGACAAGUCCGCACUGGCUGGAAUGAGCCAUGGGAGUCCUGGUUUAGCAGACUAUUUCGGGACAAACCGGCACCAUGGUGGGCUGACAUUCCCAGCAGGCCCUCCAGCAUUCCCAUUCAGUUUUCCAGGACUUUUCCCAUCGGGACUUUAUCACCGGCCCCCUCUAAUCCCAUCCACAUCACCCAUUAAUGGCCCUCCGAGCACUGAACUACGGAAGAGUCCACUGGUGUCCUCACCCAUCCCUGGGUCGCAUGACCUCUUGAAGAGUUUACGCAAGGAUUCGUUCAACGGGGAGGGCGAGAGCAUGGAGCGUCAGAGAGAAGGAUCCGUCUCCAAGCCGAGGCACGGCGGGAAGAUGAGCGACCAAUCAGAGAGUAGUGAUCUGGACGACGUCAGCACUCCGAGUGGGAGUGAGCUGGAGAGCACUUCGGGUUCAGAGUUGGAAAGUGAAGCAGAGAGCGACCGGGAAAGAGUGCGGGAAAAUGGGAAAGGGCCGAAAAGGAAAUCCAGUGGGUUCAGCAAUGCCCAAAGCCCAACUCUUGUUAGCUCCAGUAGUAGUAGUAACACCAAUAAUGGAAAAGACUUCCCUGUGCCAGGGCUCGUCCAACCAUCUUUGGAUGAGCAAACGGCUGUUUCCGGUGCCGUUAAUGACUCGAUCAAGGCAAUUGCCUCCAUUGCUGAGAAAUACUUUGGUUCUACUGGACUUGCAGGCCUGCAAGACAAAAAAGUUGGGGCAUUGCCAUACCCUUCCAUGUUCCCUCUAUCGUUCUUUCCUGCCUUCUCUCCAUCAGUCUAUCCUUUCCCUGAAAGGGAGCAACUGAGACCUCCAGGCCACAAAGGGGAGCCAGAAAGCCCUCCAGUUGAGGGUAAAAAACUUAAGGGCAGAAAUGCUGAAUCACCUUUUGACCUCACCACCAAGCGGAAGGAAGAACGUCUUGCGGCCACCUGCGGCCCUUUGAAACCAGAAGCCUCACAUGUACAAUCAGCCAACCAGGAUCAGCCGCUGGACCUCAGUCUUGGCGGGCGAAGUCGAGGAAAGAGCGUAAGAGGGGAAGAGUUAAAAAAGAUCCCUGUCUUUGGAGAAGAGAGGGUGGAACCAGAGCCACCCAAAGCCGACCCAUCCCUCCAACACGCAAGACCUACGCCUUUCUUCAUGGAUCCCAUUUACAGCAGGGUUGAGAAGAGAAAGAUGAACGAUCCAUUCGAAGUCCUCAAGGACAAGUAUAUGCGGCCGGCUCCUGGAUUUCUCUUCCACCCACAGUUUCGCAUGCCUGAUCAGAGAACAUGGAUGUCAGCGAUUGAAAACAUGGCCGAAAAGCUGGAAUCCUUCGGCUCUUUGAAGCCAGACGGCGGUGACAUCAUGCGUUCCGUUCCCUCCAUGUUCGACUUCCGGGCUCCACCCACCACCCUUCCUGAGACACUGUUACGCAAGGGCAAAGAGCGCUACACCUGCAGAUACUGUGGCAAGAUAUUCCCACGCUCGGCCAACCUUACAAGGCAUCUACGGACACACACAGGAGAGCAGCCUUACAGAUGCAAGUACUGUGAUCGUUCGUUCAGUAUUUCAUCGAAUCUUCAGCGCCACAUCCGUAACAUCCAUAACAAAGAGAAACCCUUCAAAUGCCACCUGUGUGACCGCUGCUUCGGGCAACAAACCAACCUGGACCGGCACCUCAAAAAACACGAGAAUGGUAAUUUAUCAGGCACGGCGAUGUCGUCGCCCCGUUCAGAGCUGGACAGUGGCAGUGCCAUCUUGGAGGACAAGGAGGAUUCGUAUUUUAACGAAAUACGAAACUUCAUCAGUAACACGGCACGGAACGCCACAUCUCCGUCACACUCCGAGGAAGGGCUCAACGGCAGUCAUUUCGAUGCCGACAAAGCCCCGCCUGGCCAGGAAUCACGUGACCUGGACGAAGAAGAAGGGGAGGAGCUCGGAGCGGAGGAAGAGGAGGCGGAGAAUAGCGACUGCGCCAGGAAACCCAGCGAGCCCAGCAGUCUGGACCAUGACGUCAUAAACGAUGACAUCGAUUUCGAGGGACCAGAUGAUCUAGAGACCAGCAAAUCCUCACCACAAAGGUUUAAUGAGGAUGAAGAUGAUGAAGAUCACAGCAGUUUCUCCACGCUGGAUCACAUCCGUCACUUUAGCAUGGAGGACGGGGAUCUUAGCGACGGUGACGUCGGCAGCUUUGGCCCCGCCCACCUGCAAGAAGGCAUUAAGCAGCCUCUGUACAGGAAGUCUAAGUCACAGGCAUAUGCUAUGAUGCUGUCUCUAGCUGAUAAGGAUCCACUCCAUUCGUCUACCCAUAAUGCCCCGAUGUGGCACAGUUUGGCCCGCGCUGCAGAACCCAGCGCCAUUCAGUCUCUCAGCCACGUAUGACACCUCCGUGUAACCAUGUGACCUAACUUAACAUUGUGUUACACUACCGGUCCACACACACACACACCUGCACAAGUGCCCAAAUCCUCAUAUGCCAUACGCACUAAGAUCCCAUGUACAUGAACAAAUUAUCGAUUGACUGUUUGAUUGACUUAUUGAUCAAGUACAGUUAGUAGGAAUGACAGUAGUGUCAGUAAUUUCGAUGGUGAUGAUGAAGACGAUGAUGACAAUAGUAGUAAUACGUAAUAAUAAUUGUAUUUAUUCUGUCAAGUUCCAAUGUUUUGCACAGCAGUGGCAGCUGGUGAACGGUUUUUGA